Molecule: messenger RNA, 3456 nt
Organism: Oncorhynchus masou masou (cherry salmon)
Lineage: Eukaryota; Metazoa; Chordata; Actinopteri; Salmoniformes; Salmonidae
Product: probable methyltransferase-like protein 24
Exons: 5
Coding region: 362-1489 (375 amino acids)
Source: RefSeq, a predicted model, not a curated record
CCGAGUCAAUGUGCAGAGGUUCACACACACUGACACAUACAGAGAGAGAGAGAGAGACACACACACACACAUACUAAAUCACACAUGCACACACACACUCACUCACACUGACGUAGUUGUUUUGUGAUGAACAGGUGUCCUCCUGUCUCACAAACCUUCUGUAAUGCUCAUACUUAUCUUGAUUCAACUGUGGACUUAGGAGGAAAGGAAGGAGAGAAGGAAGACAAGAGAGAGACACACCACUCAAAGGAUCAGGAGAAGAAGAAUGGGAUAGAGAAAGAGAGCGAGAUCAGCAAUCUCACUGUUCAGGAGGCGAGAAAGAGAGAAACAGGGAAAAGUGAGAUAGACAGUGUAUCCAGGCAUGUGGAGAGACAGACUGACUAGAGGACUGGCUCUGCGCCUGUGUCUUCUCCUCACCGCUCUCUGUGUCUGUCUACAUGUUUACCUGGAACUGGGGGAAAGGAGGGGGGCACCUUCGCCCCUCACCUUGGGACGUCCCACACAGACCAGCCAGGUGCUACUGGACAGCGGGGAAAGGAAACAGGGGGCCGCAGACCCCACGGAGAGUCGGGUUGGGGACAGAGCUGUGAAGAGAAGGGUGUCCUACGUACGCACGCCGAAGAAGGACUCUGUAGCAGGGAAGACAGUGGGUGGGGAGGACCCCUCCACAUGCUGCCCACCUCUACGCCCGAACAGAAAGUCUGCCAGGUGGCACAUAGAGCUGGAGCCGUGGGCCAGUGACAGCCACUCCCUGGAGGAGGAAGCACGGAGGUUCCUCAGCUACAUCACUACACCACAGGUGUUUUGUGCCCCCCCUUCCCCAGAGAGCCCCGUGGUACAGGGAGGUCAGGAGGGGCCAGAGGGGCGCUGGGCAGUGUGUCUGGACAGCAGGUACAGCCUGGCACAACGGAUACACAUCCAACACUGCCGGGUCUACUCUCUGGGGUUGGGUAUGGAGGAUAAGACUGUGGAGCGCUCUCUGGCCAGGGCGGGCUGUGAGGUGCACUGUUUUGACCCCAGCCUUAGGCAGGCCCACCUACAGGAGUCAGACAUGUGGCUCCAUCGUCUCUCCGUAGACUGGAGGGACCCCAACCCAGCCAUCCCCGCCCAACGACAGCACAGCAACACCAAGAAACUGGCCACCAUUCUCAAUGACUUUGGACACAGAGAGGUGGAUGUUCUGAAGGCAGACAUGGAGAGUGCGGAGUGGAAGAUUCUAGAGAACCUGGUUCUAGAAGGGGUUCUGAGCUCUGUGGGUCAGCUACUACUAGAAAUCCACCUCCACUGGGCGGGCUUCGAGGUGGGCGGGGACGACCCAUCUGUGGUGCGCUAUUGGUUCAGCCUACUGAAGGAGCUGGAGCGUGCUCACUUCCGCCUCUUCCAUUACCACAGCGACCCAGCAAAGCCCCGCCUCUUCCUGCACCGGAACAUUCUGAACGCCACCAGUGCCUAUACACUGGGCUGGGUCAAUACCCAGUGGAGGCCCUGAGAGCUGACUGACUGAUGGACAGGGCUCUGGCCAAUGAGAAGGGGAGAUCUGGGAAAUAUAGUUCAGCUACGAUGGGAAAGUCAAUCCCAUGGGAUGUUUCACUUUGGAUAUUUAUUUCUGACCAAUACCAGAUUCAUCACGCUAACCAAAGUACUGCACUCCAGAAAAGGAUUGUCUCAAUCUAUGGAGGUUAAUGUAACGUUUUGUGAGCUAUACUGUACUCCUAACAAGCUCCUAUCAUUUAUCAUUUCAACAUUUUGAAUCACUACUCCCCUACCCUUCCCUGAUAUGACCUUAGACAUGGUGAGGUAAUUGCCUCGAGGGCCCAAAGUCCAUCUGUCGGUCAGAGCUGCUUUAAAGUGGCUGUGUUGGCUGGAGGUCAGCCGGCAAGCAUUGCGGCAGCCAUCUCUGUCAUCAUGGCCUCAUCUGGGCUUGGCCCUGAGCCAGCCACCCCUAACAGAUGCAUCCACCCCCUCCUGGAGAAUUAUCCUCAGAGGCAUGGGUAAUGAAUAGUGAGGUAAGACCACAGCCCAAACUAAUAGCCACAAUUUGUCCUCAGGAUCUUCUGCAUUAAAAAGUACAUAGGGCUGGGAAAGUAGCUGUCAGACUGAGGCUGAGCCUCAUUUAGCCCAGGGAUGAGUUUCUGUGGGAGGCCACUUACGAGGCGGGGGGGCUGGAGGUAGUUAAGGUAAAGGCUCAAACGCUUGCCUGGGAGGACAGUCAAUAUACCUCCUGAAGAGAGACAAAGACAUGAACGUCUACCCAGAGAAUGACCAUACCUGGGUUUCAACAGACACACCUACUCAUUCAAGGGUUUAUUUUUAUUUUUACUAUUUUAAACAUUUUAGAAUAAUAGUGAAGACAUCAAAACUAUGAAAUAACACAUAUGGAAUCAUGUAACCAAAAAAUGUGUUUUAUAUUCUUCAAAGUAGCCACCCGUUUGCUUUGAUGACAGCUUUGCACACUCUUGGCAUUCUCUCAAACAGCUUCAGUACUCACCUGAAAAGCUUUUCCAACUGUCUUGAAGGAGCUCCCGCAUAUGCUGACCACUUGUUGGCUGCUUUUCCUUCAAUCCGUGGUCCAACUCAUCUCAAACCAUCUCAAUUGGUUUGUGGUUGUGGAGGCCAGGUCAUCUGAUGCAGCACUCCAUCACUCUCCUUCUUGGUCAAAUAGCCCUUACACAGCCUGGAGGUGUGUUGGGUCAUUGUCGUGUUGAAAAACAAAUGAUAAGUCCCACUAGGUGCAAACCAGAUGGGAUGGUGUAUCACUGUAGAAUGCUUUGGUAGCCUUGCUGGUUAAAUGUGCCUUGAAUUCUAAAUAACUCAGUGCCACCAGCAAAGCAUCCGAGUUUGCCUGAGCAAAUGUUGAAUCAGGAUGAUUCGGAUAGCGAAUACCAAAGAUGGUGAAAUGUGUUAGUGUGUAGCCUUAACUGCAGCUAUAAUGAGCAGAUUCCGAGGGAAUAGUAUGGUCUCUCCCUCUUCACAAUUUGAAUAAUAGAAAAUGUCAAUCCAGCCGCCACAACUUCUGUUUGUUUUCCCACUCCCUUUUCCACUUAUUCUCUUUAGUAACGGUUCUCUUCUCACCAUUAAAUCCACAUAAACCCCCCCUGAAAAGAGUAGUGUUGCCAAGUCACUACUUCUCUAAGUGCCUUCAUAGCAGCAUCAAAAUAUCAGGGGUAUUAAUUUCUAAUUGAAAGUUUUCAGAAUGGAUUAAUCCUUAAAAUGUAAGCCUGAACCCAGUUUAGAAUUGUGUAAUACAUUUGGUGACAAAGUAGUUGGGAGAGCUGCAGAGAGAAAGAACGAUUGAGUCAGAAAGGUUGAGAUUGACUCAAUCUCUGUCUCCCUUUACCCCUCGCCGUCUCCCUUUACCCCUCGCCGUCUCCCUUUACCUCUCACUGCAGAUCUCCAACUACUUUGUCACCAAAUUUGUUACACAAUUCUAGACUCGGUUCAAGCUUACAUUUUAAG